UAAGAAGGCGCCGCGGGGCCGCCCUGGGCGCGCUUGGUCCCUGCCUCGUGGAGCGUCCGCCUCUCUGCGCCCUUGCUGCCGCGGCACCAGCCAGAGCAUCCCGUUAGGGACUAGCCAUGAUGCACUGGGGAUACGAUGAGCACAACGGGCCUUCUCGCUGGAAGGAACUUUUCCCUCUCGCGACUGGAGACCGUCAAUCUCCCAUUGAUAUCCGAACUGAGACGACCAAAUAUGACCCCACUCUGCGUCCUCUCUACCCUAACUAUGACCCUUCCUCCGCUAAAGUAAUACUCAACAAUGGACACUCAACCAGUGUGGAAUUCGAUGACACUGAAAAUAAAUCAGUGCUGAGUGGGGGUCCACUCAUUGGAAACUAUAGGCUGCGGCAAAUUCACUUCCAUUGGGGGCCCAGUGAUGACAUUGGCUCUGAGCAUGCAGUGGAUGGGACAAAAUUUGCGGCAGAGCUCCACGUGGUCCAUUGGAACGCAGACAAAUACGCCAGUUUUGUGGAGGCUGCUGGCCAGGCAGAUGGAUUAGCAGUCAUGGCUGUUUUCUUACAGGUGGGUGAAUGCAAUUCGCAGCUGAAGAAAAUCACAGACCAUUUGGACGCCAUCAAAAUUAAGGGUAAACAGCAUAGGUUCACCAACUUUGAUCCUUCCUGCCUGCUGCCCCAUUCACUGGACUACUGGACUUACCUUGGCUCCCUCACUUCUCCUCCUCUUCUUGAAAGUGUCAUCUGGAUCAUUCUCAGGGAGCCUAUAAGCGUUUGCUCAGAGCAGCUAGCCAAAUUUCGCAACCUCCUCUGCACUGGUGAGGGAGAAGCUGCCUUCUGCAUGCUGAGAAACUUCAGGCCGCCACAGCCUUUAAGGGGCCGGGAAGUGAGAAGAAACUGAAGGGGGAGAAAAAGCAAGGAUAAUUCAUAGCAAUGGCUGAUACUAUUUAGCAAGCGGAACCCAUUUUAAUAGGUUAUGUUAAGUUUUAAUGAGUUUUUUUUUUAAGGAUACCUUCUAAUUAGGUCCCGAUUUCAGUAAAUAGAAAGCAUUUUUAAGUCCUAGCUAUUUUGAGGGAGAGGUAUAAGCCCAUGCUUAUGUUUCUCAAGUGAAAUAGGCAGACCUUAAAAUGCUUCAGAUUUCCUGGAUUGUUCCCCUAAUUUUUAGCACGCAAUCCAUAAAUACGCUAAGGUAUUAUAAUUAAUAGAUACUGUUUUGUUGCUAUAUAACUAUGAUAGACAGGCACUCACGACUCAAUAAAAAGAAUAGGAUUUAUGUUGUAGUAAAUAAGAUUGGGUAUUGUUUUGUGGUUGGUUAAGAUACAGUUAGUUAUAGCAAAAUAAGAGUUUUCCAGAGCUGUAGCAGUUGAGCCAGUCUUGCGUUUUGCUAGGUACGGUGAUGCUCUCUUAUCUAGUUUGGACAGAUAUCAGUUGGGAAUGUUGGUCGUGGGGUGGCCUAUCUAAGGCAGAGGGUUAGACCAGGUGAUCCAUUUGGAUCCGUUUCAACUUGCCCUGGGUUUACCACUACCAUUCCCACAUGAAAACUCUGGGUAUCCUGUAGCAGAAACCUUAGUGGUUAAUCCACAGAGGUUCAAACCCACUUAAAUACAUAGUAUAGAUGUGCUGGGAUCUGAUCAUAGAGAACUUGAGAUUCCUGCCAUCCCUCCAAACAUUCUCCACAGGCCCCCUUUUCCUGCCCGCUACAAACUGGAAGG
Molecule: messenger RNA, 1704 nt
Organism: Podarcis raffonei (Aeolian wall lizard)
Lineage: Eukaryota; Metazoa; Chordata; Lepidosauria; Squamata; Lacertidae
Product: carbonic anhydrase 13-like
Exons: 7
Coding region: 117-893 (258 amino acids)
Cellular component (GO): cytoplasm
Molecular function (GO): zinc ion binding; carbonate dehydratase activity
Source: RefSeq, a predicted model, not a curated record